CAGUGAAACGUCUGAUGUGCUAAACUGCACCGUCGAGACUGGACUGAUGUGUAUGUCAAGGGAUCAACCGAAUGGUCGUCACUGCCAGCACGACUAUAAAGUUCGCUAUUUGUGCGAAUGUGACUGCCUCCAGACUUUACGCGGCACCCACGGGAACGUCACAGUUCCUGGCAGAUCUAUUUACACUUACAGGCAGUUGAAAUGCCGAUGGAAAAUCAAAACAUCACCUAAGAGAAUCAUUCUUCUCAAGUUUAAAGAAAUGUGGGAAGCAUCAUCUAAUAAUUACUACGGAGACUCAGAGUUGACAAUAUUCGACGGCCUCAAUAUGUCAUCAAGUUUAGUUUUAGCCAAACUAGACGAUUUUACUUCUGAGCAAUGGAAGACUACUACACUGAUGUCUUCUGGAUCGACGAUGACAGUUAAGUUGAAAACUAGAAGAAGAUUACAACGUCACAUGAGCUUUUUAUACACUGCUGAGAAGUUUUCUGCUAAAUGGAAAUUAUGUGAUUUUAACAAAGACAAGUGCGGCUGGACUGACAAUGAUCGGGUUUGGAUUCACGUCAAAUGUAAAAAGAAGAGUGAUAACGAGAUGCUAACGAAUAUAUCUUGUUCGUCAGGCGGCAUUCUUACAGUGAGAAAGAAGAACGUAAAGCGUCGAAAUAGCUACGUCAUUAAGAGUCCAUUAUCUACAAGUUUAAGCGACACGUGUCUGAGGAUGCGCUACAGGAAUUCCAUCCCAAAUGGUCGCUUUACCGUCUCCAUGUGGACGUUAAAUCACACUUACGUUUACAAAUUUUCUGACCAACGAACAACAAAAUGGGCAAACGCUACAAUUCCAGUGCCGAACGGUCAAAUUUUCCGCGUCGUUCUGCGCGUCACGUUGGGAAAAUCUCUAAAGUGGAAAAUAGGAGAUUUGGCAAUAGACGGUAUUAGGAAAGCGCCCUGUUUUGUCGAUACCAAAUGUACGUUUAACAAGACAAACGUCUGCUCUCAUAUUAGAGUACGAUCUCCUACAAAACGUCGUGCUGGCUGGGUGCACGAGAAGAGCGACAAUACGACAAUGACAGAAAAUCCAAAAAAAUGGUUGGCAUUUCGCAUUCUAAGCAGCCAACGCCGAGUGCGUCCAAGUCCCCCAUUUUCUUCUCGUCCUAUUAGAGCGUCUCCUGGUCAGCAAUGCAUCUGUUUCCAAUACCAGACUACGUUUAAAAAUGCCUACGUUCUGCUGAAUUACUCCUGGUUCUACAACGCAAGUCGAUGGGCAACUGAAAUAGUGUGGAAACAACGAGCUUCAGACGGUAACGGACAUUGGAAGACCGCCUGCUUUCCUGUGACGGCCCCGUCGAUGUCCGUCGAAUGGUCGUCGUAUAGAAUGUUCGUCUAUCCAUUCAACGGCACUUCUUCAAAUGGAUAUUUUCUAAUCGCCAAUAUCUCGUCUUUAUUCCGUUGUUCACGGCAAGCUCGUAAUUGCUCUUUCAACUUUGAUCUUUGUGAUUGGACGGAUAAAUUUCAGUCAGAGGGUUUGCCGCCUUCGUGGAUAGUAAGAGAUGGCAGAACAUGGAGAUAUCACUAUUACAGCCUAUCCAGAAACGUCACUUGCCAAAGGAACCACUACGCCGUUUCAGCAAGCUUGUACCGCUAUAUGUCUGAGACGCGUAACCGACGAUUUUAUGUUCUGACUGGAAAUUGGAUAACAUCAAGAAAUUAUCGUUGCUUUUCCUUCUUUAUGGCGCAACAGUCUAGAAGAACACUUACUGUGAGCGUAUCAUCGUAUGAUGGGAGCUACAAAAACUUGAUCCAUGUUAUAUCGCAAUACACAAACACAUGGGAAUUAAAAACAGUUGGUCUUCCGUUAGAUAUAAUCGAUCUUUUCAGAGUGGAAUUCAUUACGCCUGCUUUCCAUCAAAUUGCUAUCGAUGAAAUCCAGUUCAGUCAUAUGUCCUGCGAAUCAGAUGUAGACGAAUGUUCUAAUUCCAGUCUCAAUGCAUGCGCGGAUAAAUGUGUUAAUUCGUUCGGAGACUACUAUUGUUGCUGUUCAUCGACCUACAACUACGAUCUCGCACUGGAUCUACGCAGUUGCAUUCCAAAGUGUCGACGACCGUGUCAAAAUGGUGGCACGUGCUCCACUCCGCACACUUGCUCAUGCCCAAGAGGAUUUACUGGCACGGAUUGUACCAUUCAGUGUGGAGGUCAAAUCAGUAAUACACAAGGGAUUGUUGAAUUUCCUCGCAUAUUAGGAUACAAAGAAAUCCAUUGCAACUGGAGCAUUGUUGCACCGCCAGGAUAUAAAGUAGCUUUAGAAAUAGAAAAAUUUCAGCCAUUUUCGAGUUCCUAUUCUCACUGCUACUUCGCCAACUUAACGUUUUGGAAUCGUCACUCAGACAACGGCUAUCCAGCUUUUUGCGAGCCUCAAAGCGACAGCCGUACGCGUCCGAAAAAGAUUAUUUCGUUGUUUAGAACGCUCAAUUUUACAUACUUUCGAAGAGCAAAUCGUUACGGAGGACAGGGAUUUCGUAUCAACUAUCACACAUUUAGUAUGAAGCAGUUCACAGUAUUACUUGACUAA
Molecule: messenger RNA, 2563 nt
Organism: Corticium candelabrum
Lineage: Eukaryota; Metazoa; Porifera; Homoscleromorpha; Homosclerophorida; Plakinidae
Exons: 12
Coding region: 47-2563 (838 amino acids)
Cellular component (GO): membrane
Molecular function (GO): calcium ion binding
Source: RefSeq, a predicted model, not a curated record